Messenger RNA from Daucus carota subsp. sativus, 1106 nucleotides. RefSeq lists its product as uncharacterized. Gene Ontology annotation, biological process: U6 snRNA 3'-end processing. The record is from RefSeq and is a predicted model, not a curated record. Lineage: Eukaryota; Viridiplantae; Streptophyta; Magnoliopsida; Apiales; Apiaceae. Gene Ontology annotation, molecular function: 3'-5'-RNA exonuclease activity. The coding region runs from base 58 to 909 and encodes 283 amino acids. The transcript has 6 exons. Gene Ontology annotation, cellular component: nucleus.
CAAUUACCUCUUAAUAUAAAGCCGAGGAAAAAAGUUUAAAAAAUAAGGAGGCAAAAAAUGGAGGCACUGAUGGCAUCAUACGGCGGCGACACGUCAUCCGAUUCCGACUCCGAUGAAACCCUACCGGAAUCAACCUCCUCCGCUCCAGAGCCUUCCAAACCUCCUCGCCUUCCCCCACCUCCUGUUUCUCUCCUCAAAUCCCCCAAGUCUCUCGGAAUACUUAAUCAAUUGGAAACUGUUCAGGUCAGUCGAGUUCGAUCAUUUGCUCAUGUUGAUGGCAACUAUGCAUUGCAUGUUUACAUUCCUGUUCGCAUACCAUCUGGUUCCAAGGAGAAGUUGGCUCGGUUUAUAGAUAAGGUUUCUUCUCUUGUUCCGGGUCUUAAUGUUGUUGAUGCCGACGUCCCGCUUAAUAUUUUGCUAAAGAAUAAUGAGAAGUUGGAAGAAAUCGCGUUGGGGAGAGAAUUCCACAUAAGUUUGGGAAGAACUGUUGCGAUCCGAGUUCAUCAAAUAGAAUCAGUGCUCUCAAUGCUUCGUCAAAAGCCUCAACUUCGGAGGAGAGACAGGUAUUUGAUCAAUUUUGACAAGUGGGAAGUUUUUGUAAAUGAUGACCAUACACGCUCUUUCCUCUCAAUUGAGGUUUUGACAGGAGGCUUAGCUGAGAUAGCUAGGCAAAUACAAGCUGUUAACGAGGUCUAUAAGCUUCACAGUCUUCCUGAAUUUUACAAGGAUCCCCGUCCUCAUAUAUCUAUAGCUUGGGCAUUAGGUGACAUAAGCGAGUCACUGAAAAGAGUAGUUGAAGCGCAACAGAAGAGCUUCCUUUCUGUUGGAGAAUUAUCAAGGAAGCCCCUAUUUACUUGUAAUUUCGGUGAAAUUGAGUGUAAAAUAGGGAGUAAGACGUACAAAAUCUGAAUGGUCAAAUCCAAUGGUGGAUUUGGGAUUGCUGAGUGUCAGCUACUGCUUCAUUUGUUGAUACGUUAAAUGUAAUCUUAUUACUAUAUCUAAAUAAUCUAAUUGUAUGUUGCAAAUGUACAGAGUUCAACCUUUCUGAAGUCUAUCUGAUUUAUUGUGUUAUUAUUUCUAAUAAGAUAAAGAUCUCUUUUACUUUA